Messenger RNA from Hippoglossus stenolepis (Pacific halibut), 1888 nucleotides. It is a transcript of the gene cldn31, whose product is annotated as claudin-9. The transcript is spliced from 2 exons. Gene Ontology annotation, molecular function: structural molecule activity. Lineage: Eukaryota; Metazoa; Chordata; Actinopteri; Pleuronectiformes; Pleuronectidae. The record is from RefSeq and is a predicted model, not a curated record. The coding region runs from base 308 to 976 and encodes 222 amino acids. Gene Ontology annotation, biological process: bicellular tight junction assembly; cell adhesion. Gene Ontology annotation, cellular component: plasma membrane; bicellular tight junction.
CCAGAGAGACAAGCUGCCCAGUCAUAACAGAAGAAAGCCACCAACUAAGUCGCAUCACACGACUGUACCACCAAGAAACGCACAAAGGAUCAGCGACACUCCGACAUCAGUGGACGUCUGCUUGAAAAGGAAGGAUACUGAGGAGAAGAAGAGAAUCAAUCUCAAAAACCAACAUUCUCUGAACGUCUCACUGAAUAAUUGACCUGAUGUUUAUUUAAUUUAUUCACUAAACUCUCAGGAAAUUCCUCAGACGAGACACAAGACAAGCCAAACAUCUGGAUUUUCUUCUGAAGUGUCUUCACUGAUCAUGGCAUCAACAGGUCUCCAGCUGCUAGGCCUGAUUUUGACCGUGUUGGGUUGGGUGUGCGGAGCGUUGGUGUGCGCCGCUCCGCUGUGGCGUGUGUCUGCCUUCGUGGGCGGAGAGCUGGUGAUCGCCCAGGUGUUGUGGGAGGGACUGUGGAUGAACUGCCUGUCGCAGACCACAGGCCAGAUCCAGUGUAAGACCUAUGACUCCACCCUGGCCCUGCCCUCAUCCAGCCAAGCUGCCCGGAGCCUCACCGUCCUCUCCCUGCUCCUCUGCCUUCUGGCCCUCAUGCUUGGGGUCGCAGGGGCCAAGGGCACUCACUGCAUGGGCGAUGCUAACCAGGCCUCCAAGGCUCGGCUGGCCAGGUUAGCAGGGGUGCUCUUCCUCGUGGCUGGCCUUGCCUACUUGAUACCCAUCUGUUGGACGGCCUACGCCAUCAUCAGGGACUUCUAUGACCCACACGUUGCAGCUCCCCUAAAGAGAGAGCUGGGACCGGCGUUGUACCUCGGCUGGGGGGCCAGUCUGUUGCUCCUGGUGGGGGGCUCGCUGCUGCACGUUGGGUCUUCUCCACCAGGAGGAAGGGUGCUGCCUGUUUUUGGAGGAGCGACAAAGGACAACCCACAUACUGGGGCAGCAGGAGAGGGGAAGCAACCGGAAAAAUCGUUUGUAUGAGAUCAUUUAUUGGACAUGCGAGUUAUGAUCAAACUCAGAGGUCUCAACCUCGUCAGGCAAACUUCUGGAAACUGCAACAACACAACAUGUAAGGGGAUUAUGAGCCUGUAUUGUGUUUUGUAUGUGUUAUCUGAUCCAACUGAGUUUGUUUAAGUUAUGUGUAUUUCAUUACACUUUUCACAUGAUUAACUUCAUAGCAACAGGUUUGUAAUAGAAUACACAUUCAUUAAAGGCUUUGUGUCAGUGUGGGAGUAGAACUGAAUUGUGGGAGGAUUGUAGAUAUUUAGAUAAUUACUAAUGUGUGCGACUUACAUUUCUUAAAUUCCACUCUGCCUCUGCUUGUGUUUGUGUGUGUGUGCGUGUGUGUGUGUGUGUGGGCGGUCUGUGUACAGAAGGCCAGUGUACAUAGUACAUCUGUGUGUGCUGGUGUUUUCUCUGAAAAUGCUUGUUUAUUUACUUGUUCUGCACUUUUUCGUAUUUACAGGCAAAUUUACUCUUAUAUUUCACCCCUUUCUUUUUCGUUUAUUCUUUUAUUCUUGUUUUUAUUUUUUGUUAUUUUGUGGUUUUCUGUGCCCUGUUUGAUAUGUGUUUAAACACUCCUACAGCCUAACUUUUACCACUUCUGUUUGACUGCCAUAUGAAAAAUAAAUGAUUCAUAUAUAUGAUAUAUACUGUAUAUAGAUAUGCUGUGUAUUUUUAAUCCAUCACAAUUUGCACUAGUAGUCAUUGCGUUAAUUUAGAAAGAAAGAGAGAGUUUUACUUUACUUUUUAAUAUUAUUAUAAUAUGAUGUUUCAUCCAGCUUUUUACAAUUAUUCCUUUAAUAAUAUUCACUAUGUGUGAUUUUGCGUUUUCCAUUUAGUUUUUUUGUUAGUGAUGUUUCUACUCAAUAAAUAUAUGUUUGUUUUCUCGUA